AUGAUUCCAAUUCCUACGGCUCAAUUGCUGCCACAGACAGCUGCGGACAUUUUGCCACGCUCCUACAUACCAAAUAAAGACCCCAACACUGGAAUGGACACGACUAAUGCUGAAUGUGCAUAUUGUCACAAGAAUUUAUUCGAGAAAGACAUUGUAAAGCAGCCGCAAUGUGGUCAUUUGUUCCACGCUAACUGCAUUGAAAACCACUUGCAAAAGAGUAAUUCCUGCUCUGUAUGCCACAUGCAGGUGCUGUUCCCGGCUGUGGCUGCCGGGUCGGUCUAUCCUUCAACUCAAUUGCCUCCGCGUGUAGUCCCGAUGGCAACCGCUUUUACGCCAGCGGAAGGCACCAAUUCAAGCGACUAUGCAAUGUGUCGAGAGUGUGGACAGCCGUUCUACCGGGACCCGAACAAGGUCCGACCUGAGACUAAUGCAUGGUAUCGCUGCCACCGUUGCGCACAGACAGACAUUGUUGACUUUAUUCGAGGCAGUUUUUGUAUCUUGCAGUGA
Peronospora farinosa is the source of this 507-nucleotide messenger RNA. Lineage: Eukaryota; Oomycota; Peronosporomycetes; Peronosporales; Peronosporaceae. The record is from the annotation of a GenBank genome assembly.